Messenger RNA from Paramecium octaurelia, 1113 nucleotides. Lineage: Eukaryota; Ciliophora; Oligohymenophorea; Peniculida; Parameciidae. The record is from the annotation of a GenBank genome assembly.
AUGGAUAAACAAAUGAUUUUCAGUUUUCAAACUCAAAAACCUAAAAUAAGAGAGUAGGUUAAAAGACUAGAAUAUUUUCAAUAAGAAUUGUCGUAAAUCUAAGAUCUCUCGAGGCAAAAUAGAUCCAAAAGUUCGACAGAAAUGCAUAGCAUGACUACAGCUGAUAGUAGACAGUAUUAAGGGUAUUAUGAGGAGGUUUCUGCCUUUGCGUUACCAAAAAAGGAUAUAUUCAGCCAAUCUUUGAAUAAAAUCUAAAUAAAUAAACUAAACAAAGAAAUAUAAACAGAAAUUCUACCCAAACCAAAAUUAGAGAUCUUGUAAGAAAAUGUUAUGCAAUUGCAAUUUCAAAAGGAGGAGAUCUUCAAUUAAAUUAAAACUAUAAAAAAAGAGAAUGGAUUGCUAAUUACUUAAAAUAAAUCAUAUGAAAUUGAAAUCAAUGCAUAGAAGAAUAAAAUAAAUGAACUGAUAAACGAACAAAAUGAAAAAGAAUAGUUUUACCAAUAAACUAUGUAAUAGUAGAAUUGGCAAAUCAUUCAAUUAACCAAUGAAUUACAAUAGUUAUACAACAAGCAAUAGUAACUAAACAAUUUUGAAGUAAGCAAUCCAUUGUAGAUACUCUUGACUUAGUUUUCAUCAGUGGAAUAGGAAAAUAUACUGCUAGCAAUUAAAGAGGCAAUUAAAAUUAAUAAAAAUGAAAGACUCUAAGUAAUUUAAGAUUGGAUGCAUAUUGAAGACAUAAGGGAAGAAAUCAUAUAACUAAAGAGACAUCAUAAUAUUAAAUUGAAAGAAGUAAACAUUUGAAUGAAUAUGAUUUAGUUAAUGGAGCAAAUAAAAAUCCUAUAAAAUGAUUAAAUAAUUGAACCUGAGUUGCUGUCUACUUAAGAUUCGUUGUAACUAGUCUCAAACAUCCUUUAUAGAGCCAUAAAAAGUAAUGAAAUGCUAAAAUUAAUUAAAUAAAAUUCAAGAAUGUACAAUUUGAUUGAAGAUUUAUGGAGUAAGUUGAAAUCUCGAUUGGAACAUUCAAACUUUUCAUAAUAACAUAUCAGAACAUCAUCUUUAAAUAAAGUUGAUUUAAAUUCAACUAACAAAAAGUUUUCGUGCAGAAAACUAUGA